UUCCAAGUUUGACUACAUUUUUUUGGAAAUAUAACCUAGAAAUCAUUGUCACAAAAAUAUUUCUAAGCAACAAUAAUACACUUAAAAAUGGCCAACUUGGAUGCCAUUAUAAAAGAAAACGCCGAGAAUACCGAACGCAUUACGCAAAAUACCCAAGGAUAUGUGAUCUCAAAUAAUCUGCAUGGUACGAUUGCUACAUCGACCUAUGACAACACCAUUUCCAUGGGUAUAAUCAAGCUAUUGUGUGGCACAUUGGUGGACACCGCACGCAGUGCAGUUCGGGAUUUGGAUUGUACCAAUGAUUUGACCUUUUUGCGAGUGGCCACAAAGAAAUGUGAAUACUUGAUUGCUCCCGAAGAGGAAUUUACAAUUGUUGUGGUACAAUAACGAAUAAUAUAUUUCAGUUUUUCAUAACAAAUUCUAUUUGCAAUAAAGAUCCUUGGCAUUUUGGAUAACCACAA
This is a messenger RNA of Musca domestica (house fly), 461 nucleotides long. RefSeq names its product dynein light chain roadblock-type 1-like. Gene Ontology annotation, cellular component: cytoplasm; centrosome; cytoplasmic dynein complex. The transcript has 2 exons. NCBI's taxonomy places the organism in Eukaryota, Metazoa, Arthropoda, Insecta, Diptera, Muscidae. Gene Ontology annotation, molecular function: dynein intermediate chain binding. The coding region runs from base 88 to 387 and encodes 99 amino acids. The record is from RefSeq and is a predicted model, not a curated record. Gene Ontology annotation, biological process: microtubule-based movement.